UUCCCUCAGAUGAAGUUUUUACUUCUGCUGGUGAUGCUGACAGCAUGUGCUGCUGUUCCUCAAGAUCUUUCAGGUAAAAUGUUCACCUUCCCACAACAGACCAGCACCGCUCACGUGAGACUGAGUACAACAAGAGUGGAUUUCCGUGCUGUGACUGUCUGUCUCAGGAGUUUUACAGACCUCAGCAGAGCUUACGGUCUGUUCUCUCUGGCCACACCGUCUGCUGCAAAUGACUUCCUGCUUUUCAAGACGGCUACAGCCAAUCAGAUUUAUGUAUAUGCCAGAAAUGCUGAUGCACUAUUUGAUGGUCAGGAAUACACACUGAACGCAUGGCUGUCUGUCUGUGCCACCUGGGACUCUGCGUCCGGACUGGGACAGGUGUGGCUGAAUGGAAAGCCCAGUUCCAGGAAAUUCACCAAAUCUGGAUCAAACAUCAAAGGACGCACCAUCAUUACCUUAGGACAGGAGCAGGAUUCUUAUGGUGGAGGAUUCGAUGCCAAACAGUCUUUUGUUGGCAUGAUCUCUGAUGUCCACAUGUGGGACUAUGUCCUCUCACCCUGUGAGAUCAGCCGCUACACGGACAACAUCAACUUCACGCCGGGGAAUGUGCUCAACUGGAGGGCGCUUGACUUCCAGAUUACAGGCAGAGUGCUGCUGGAAGAAAAACAAAAUAUCUGUUACUAAAUAUUACAGUCUUACCAUAUUUUUAUUUUUAUCAGUUGAAAGUGUCCACCAUUUUUGCUUAAGACAUUCAGAGUGAGUGAUUUUAUUUUCAAAAGAUGUGCAGGUCUCUUACGUUAGUCAUGUCACUUGUUAUGGUAACUGGAAUAUCAAUUGUCUCACUCUUUUCUAAACAUCCCGUCAGCGGUUUCUUGAGAAAACUGUUCAGGUCAGGCUGGCAGUUUUCGCAAUAACCUUUCAUUGUGAGACACGAAGUGCUGAAUAUAUCCAUCAUACAAUCUUGACAACCUUAAAUUUGAACUGACCUGAAAACUAUUUUGCAUUGUUUCACCGUCAAACAAAUAUUGUAGGAAAAAUGUGACUUCUCCAAUUCACAGCUUCUUGACUUGCGUCACUUGUUUCUCUGAUUAUCAAGCAUUACUUAGAGUUCACGCUCCCAGCUUGUAUGCACCAAUGACAACAAAGCAAUUGAUACAUGAAUAAAUGAUUAAACAUGAUUAUUAAAA
Myripristis murdjan (pinecone soldierfish) is the source of this 1187-nucleotide messenger RNA. Its product is annotated as C-reactive protein-like. The transcript has 4 exons. The record is from RefSeq and is a predicted model, not a curated record. Bases 10 to 684 code for a protein of 224 amino acids. NCBI's taxonomy places the organism in Eukaryota, Metazoa, Chordata, Actinopteri, Holocentriformes, Holocentridae.